AUUCGGUCGUUUCACGGUGCAAAGAGCCAUUGUAAGGCUUGCAUAAGAUCGCAUGGAGAAUCAUUUGCGUUCAGAAAUUGGAGAUUGAAUUCUUCUGUAAAUUACUUCCCGCUUUCUGGAACUUUUAUAUGACACGCUUAUACACUCGUAAGUGUAUAUGAAUACUGCUCUUCAGUCUUCGUCGACUGGAUAAACUAGUUUUUCGGAUUACUGUUGUUGUGAAAAGAUAAUGCAUGCAUUGGAAUAAUGAGUGACAAUUCAAAAGGCCAAAUUGAUGCUAGUAUUUCGGAUAUGGCAUCUGAAGAAAAUCCAACAGUCAAGUCGACGGCCGUCGUCAAAUAUUCUGCUUAUCCAACUCCGGUAACUUUUGCUCAACUUCAGUGCAAUACAGAUUUAAAACUUCCUCCCAGCAAUUGGCUAAGUACCUCCGCUGAGAGUUAUGGUUUACAAAAUGUUUGGCAUCGUGGCACUGGGUUUACCAGUUUUCGCAUGGCCCACAUGUUUCCUGACUGUGUAGGAGAGGUAGAUGUUAUUUCAGAUGCUGAGAACAUCAAAAAGCUCUUGAAAAUUCCUUACAGUAAUGCACCAAUAUCAAUGAUUGUGCAUAGAGUUGAAAACACUUUGCUACUUGAUGACUUUGACAUUCAUAAGUUUCUUCUAAAGCAAGAAGAGGAUGACUGGAGCUGGUUAAGGAAAUUUUGCCAAGAACUUAUCAGCGAUCUUGGCGCCAAAGAAAAAAGAAUUUCGACAAAAGCUAAUAGUAGAAAUGCAAUACAACAAAAAAAUUUGAUAUCAAAGUUUUUAUAUCAUUCUUUGGUUUUACCAGAAGGUGAAAAAAUUAAAGAACCAACACCUAAAUUACCUGUAGAAACCUUACAACAAUCUUUGCCAGAACCUACUAAAGAAGAGCAACUUCCUGAUCCAAAUGAUCAAUGUAAUUAUACAAGAAAUGUUGUUUGGACUUUUGAAAAUAUACAAAUGUUGAUUGGGACCAACAUGCCAAUAUUUGGUGGCCAAACUCAUCCUUGUAUAAGUUUGAAAUUACGCGAUGCCUCAAAACCCAUCAAUGUUUUGACUGGAAUUGAUUAUUGGUUAGAUAAUUUAAUGUGCAAUGUACCAGAAGUUAUUAUGUGUUGCCAUAUUGACGGUAUUGUACAAAAAUAUGAGCUUAUAAAAACUGAAGACCUUCCUAAUUUACACGAUUCGCAGUUUUCUCCUAAAGUAAUUAAAGAUAUUGCUCAAAAUAUUUUAACUUUUCUUAAGCACAAUGCUACUAAAGCUGGACAUACAUAUUGGUUAUUUAAAGCAAAAAAUGAUGAUUUUGUUAAAUUAUAUGAUUUAACAUCACUUUGUGAUGAGUCAGAUGAUAAGACACAAAAUCCUUUUACAAUACCUGUUGCUAUGUUAUUGUACAGAGUGGCCAGAAAUAUGAAAUACUCAGCUGAUUGUGAAAAAUAUCAAGGGACAAUAAGAAUGCUUUUGAAAAAUUGCAUACAGCUUCUACCAAAAGAAAAAUAUCCUCAAAUAGUGACAUCUGCUCACUUUAUGAUAUCGGAUUUAUACGUGCCAGCUGAUACAGAUCCUUCAAAUCCUAAUUUAAAAGAUCAAGAAGAAGAAGAUAACCAAAGUGAUAGUGGCAGUCAAACAGAUGAUAGAAGUGAAGAAAGAUUUGAACAGGAUGUUAAUGCUGCUAUUAAAUGUUUAACUUUAGCUAACAUUACAGAUCCUCAUUGUAAAGAUGAACAUGGAAACUUAAAAUUUAAACCUCCACCUAUGACUGGUUCUGUAGAGGAAAGAUGUCAAGCAGCUUUAGAACAUGUUGCAGCUGGACUAGAAUGUUUGAAGUACUUUCCAAAUAACUCAGAAACAACACAUGCAGAUGAUGCUUGUGAAGAAACAACAGUUCAACCAGAAAAAAAUAAACAUGAAUAUGAUGAAGCAUCACUCAAUAUGGCCAAACCAUAUCAGGCAAUACCUAUGCCAUACGAACCAAUAAAUAAACUCACAGCAUCAGAGAUUUUAAUUCAUGGAGUAUCUGAAACUACAGAUUCUGACAACAGUCAAAUUAAAAAACGCAGUAAACAAAAGAAAAAGAAGCCAGCUGUUAAAAAUCCAUCUGAGAAUGAUUCAUCUGGUAAAGCAUUACUCUGCAAAGUUGAAUCACAAACUUUACCUACUUGGCAAGCUCCUAAAAAAGACGACAACCGUAGUUGGAGUGCUCACUUACGUAUAUUGCUCAACGAAAAAGCUUCACUAGUUUUCGCGGUGUUGGCUGAACAAGAAUAUUCUUUGAAAAAUUAUGGAGCUUCAUUAAGAUAUAUUUUGUCGGUUUUGCGUUGUCAAAAACUAUUAGAAGUUUUUUGUGAUGUCAAAAAUGAAAAGGUUAUUAGUUAUUUACUUGGACGAGCAGGUGAUUGCUGCUUUAUGAUAGUUCAGGAUUGGAGUAAUAUUGAGAAACAUCGCAACGAUUUUGAAACGAAAAACGUAAUCGAAGAUUCCAUCACUGAUCCUAUUUUUGCCAUUGAAAAUCUUGACCUAAAUUUUGUUGAAAUAAUACCCGAAAAAUUUGAAUCAAUGGAAAAAAACCUACUUGUAUCAUGUCAUUGCUAUGAAAAAGCAUUAACUCUCAAUCCACUGGAGUCUGAUCGUAAUACUCUAUUAGUACGUUAUGGGAACAUCCACAACGAAUUAGGAGUAUUAUAUAUGAAUCAAGCGAGUUGUAAGUUGCAAAAAAUACUUACCUUUUUUAACAUGCUAUUAAUCUUUUGUUUAUCUUUCACAGCUCGGUACCAUAAAAAUUCCGAACUCGAGGAGUUAGACGUUACAACGCCACUCGUAAAGUCUUUGAGGCAUUUUGAAGCUGGAGUGAAAGCUUUCGAAAAGGUUUCAGACGAUACCAAUCUUGCUCUGGUACAUUCCAAUAUCGGUCGAUUGAUGCGUCUGUGUGCUCACGUUCAUAAGAUUGAACACGCUUCUCGUGAGCGACACUUUUACAACAAAGCGAUUGCUAGCUAUCAUAAAGCUUUGCAAUAUUUGGGCUCGAGAAAAACUAGUCCCGAUAUUUGGGACGCCGUAACGUGGGAUCUUUCGACUACUCUUUACACUUUGGCUUCAAUACUUCAAGAUUAUCCGGAUAUCAGAAGCGAGAAUAACGAUGGAUUAGAGCGAGAAGUGGUUGAUACUUUCCAGAAAGCCUUGAAGUACUGUGAUACUGAGACUCCCGGGUCACGUCAACCCGUGUAUCAGUUUCGAGCAGCGGGCAUACAACAUCGUUUAGCUUCGCUUUAUCAUAAAAUUUAUCGGGAUUUAGUUAAAAGUGGUGUAGAAAGUGACAAUCCCAAACUUAAAAAUUGUCUGCAAUUAGCAAAGCAAUAUUAUGGAAAAUCAUCGCAACUAUUGCUUACCUUAGAACAGACCUGUGAAUACCUAACGGUGCAAUUAGAGCUUGUUGCUCUAUACGAAUUGCAAGCCCAAGUAUCAACUACACCAACUAGUAAGCUAAAAGCGUAUCAAGCAGCUUUAGAAGUCAUUAUACAAAGCCGACCAGUAAAUAAAUUGGUACUAGCGCGUCAUGAAAGCGUAAAAAAGAAGGGUAAUCCCUCUAAAGGGCAUGAAAAAAAUAAAAUAAAUAUGAAAAAACAAAAAAAAUCUAAAGCAGAUAAGAAAGAUACUAAUAUUCCAAAUGUGCUUCUGACUAAAGAAGAUAAAACUAUUUCAGAUGAUGAUAGCGGUUCCGAUGAAAAAGAACUGAAAGAAGAAGAGGAAAGUUUAUUCCAAUUACUUCAACAGAGAGUUCAGUUUGUAUUGCUUUCCUUGAUCAAAUUGUAUAAGACGAAGAAUUCAAUGAAUCCAAAGAAAGGAAAUGAAAAUCUCAUUGACGUUUAUAAAAAAUGCUACUCUUUGACAUUAAGAUCUGGGGAUAUACCUCUAACUGAUCUUAUUAGAUAUCUGGACGAGAAUCUAGAAAAAAUUGCUAAAAUUCUUGAAGAUCAUAAACUCUCUUCAAGGGGGUUUUCAAAUGACUAAAAGACUGAAAUAAAGUAAUCAUUCACAGGAUGUUCCAAGAUUUUUUCCAAGUUUAUCGAUUCUUUUAAAUAUUAAAGAAGUGCCAAAACCAUCAUGAAUGAUAAAAGUGAUAGAUUUCGAAUGUGUUUUCUGUGAUUUUUCUUGAAUAUUCCUAUAAAAAGCCACCUAAAUUUCUUAAUAUCGCAUGUUUUGAAUCUCGUUAUAAUUUUUCAAAAGAAAUGUCAGUAAACGUUACCGAAAAUGUAUUUAAAACAUUUCCCCUUUUUAAACUCCGGUAAUGCUCUAAAAAGUAUAGUAUUUAAUUUAAGAAAUUUGAAUGCCAGAAAAUUAAUUCACUCACAGUUACUCUUUAUAAUAGAAGACGACUUUUAAUAACUAAUAAAUAAAUAUGUAUUAUUACGUACUUUUUUCAACUGUAGUUAUUUUGCACAUUGCUCGUGAAUAAAAAUAACGAAUUUGUUACUCAGAA
Trichogramma pretiosum is the source of this 4495-nucleotide messenger RNA. RefSeq names its product erythroid differentiation-related factor 1. Bases 247 to 4026 code for a protein of 1259 amino acids. The transcript is spliced from 10 exons. Gene Ontology annotation, molecular function: protein binding. NCBI's taxonomy places the organism in Eukaryota, Metazoa, Arthropoda, Insecta, Hymenoptera, Trichogrammatidae. Gene Ontology annotation, biological process: positive regulation of DNA-templated transcription. The record is from RefSeq and is a predicted model, not a curated record.